CAAUAUCUUUCAGGUUGACUCACAUAUAACAGAAGUCAUGAGGUUUGCAAAAAUAGAUUUUUUCUGCUUAAAAAAUCAUUCACUAAGUUUGCCUUUAUGAGGUAACAUAUUUUUCUUCUAAAUACUUAGACACACUGAUUAAUCUUUUUUCUAUAAUUCUUCAAUACAAUGUCCCACUCUCCUGUAAUUUAGAGACAAAAUACUUAGAGAGUAGGUACUUGUAUAUAGAAAAUUUCAUCGAAAACUAAUGAUGUUAAAGCGGAUAAUUUAAUGUUUCACAACGUCUGUAUCUUUCAUACUAUACUGCAUUCCAUUAUCAAAUCGCUGGGAGGUACUCUCUACAAUCUGCUCAAAUCUGAGAGCAUGUUGUAGAAGGAAAGACUUUCCCUUAUAUAACACAAACAAAAAUUUCUUUCUUUUUUUCUUAGUGUCAUCUAAUCAUUUACAUAUUCUCGAUCCAAUUAUUGAAAAAUAUUCUAUAUUUUUAACAACAAUUAUUAUAAGAAUUAUUUCAAAUAAAGAACGUUUUGAGAAAGUCAAUGAAAUUUUAUUAUCCAACAUGGAUUAUUAUUUAUCAACAGAAGAAGUUCUUAAAAUUUGUGCUUAUGAACAAAUAUUAACAUAUGAUAAUAUUCAAUAUAUUUGUCAAGAAAUAUUUUCUACUAAACAAAUAUUAGAUACAAAUGAUCAAUCGCAUCAUCAACAAAAAUCAUCAAUUGAUAUAAGUAUAGAAAAUAUACAAGAACAAUCUAAUAAGAACUCUUUAGCUUUGAAUAUCGAUCAACAAAAUACUGAUCGUAGAAGUGAAGAAGUAAAUAUUAGCAGAGUGACAAGAUUAGAUUUACAAGAAACUAGUCUUACACUUCAAUCCAUACUUGAUUGUUAUACUCGAAAUAUAUCUAUGUAUACUCAUGAUUCUGUUCUUCGACAUAAAAUAGAACAAACAAUCAUAAUAACUAUAUUUGAUUAUAUUCUUCAUUUUAAUCAUCGAACUAUGAUCAAUGAACAAUUAAGAAAAUUAUUUAAUGGAUUUAAACCUUUGGCUGUUUAUAAAGGUCAAUUAUUAAUUGAAAAAGAAUUGAUAGUUAUUAAAUUAUUAUUAAACAUACGUAAACAACAAGCAUCAUUAACAAUUGAUGAUCUGAAUAGAUAUCUUGAGUCAUAUCCAAUACCAUGUCGAUUAGAUAUAGUCAAUGAAUUACGUCGUUCAAAAAUUAUUUCACAAUCUCUUGCUAAUAAUUAUACAAUGAAUCAAUGUUAUGAAUUAAAAGUAACUACACCUGAAGCUCAAGCUAUAUUUCUUUUUUAUAUGAUGAUUAAAUUAAUUCAAAAAGAAGGUUAUAUUGAUGAAAUUCAUACAAGAGAAAUUCUUAAUCAAUAUCAAACAAAUACUGAAAAUGAAAAAUUUAAUAUUAUUUAUAAACAUAUUCUACGUCAUGGUUUUCUUACUAUUGAACAAAUAAUUCAAUCAGCGAAAGAUUUUUUUCUACAAGAUUAUCUUAAUGAAGAUAUACAUAAAAAUCAAUCAAGUGAAUAUAAAACUGUCAUUCAAGAACAAUUCUUAAUUAAUAUACUUGAUCGUAAACAAUUAAGUAAUAUACAAUUUGAAUUAGCACUUAAUCAAAAUAUGCGUCGACGUCAAGUUAUUCAAACAAAUAUAUUAAGUGAUCAAAUAAAAAAUGCUAAAAUAGUAAAAGAAAAAGUUCAACGAAAAGUUGAUCAUGCUCUUUUAAAAAUGGAUGAAAAUAUACAAUCAUUUUCUAAACCAACACAAAUAUCAUCUCGUUUAACACAUAAUAGUCUUGUUAAACAACAUAAAUCUCUAAUCGAAAAUAAUCAAAAAUUAUUAAUCAUAGAUAAAAAUAUAAACAAUGAAUUAUUACCAAAUUUACGUUCAUUACGUCAUAAUUAUAUACAAACUAAAAUACCACGAAAUCAAUUACAUUUAUUAGUUGAACAAGGUGGUUGGAAUAAUGAUAUUUAUCUUGAAUUUAAACGUGAACUUAAUAUAAUUGAUUCUAAUAAUUCAUUAGAUCUUAUACGACAUAUAACAUAUAAUAUAUCAUUAUUAAUUAAAGAAAAUGAUUCAAUUGCUGAAAAACCAUUAAUGAAACAUUUUCAACAGCAUCAAAUUUUAUUUCAUGCAGAUUUUCAAUUAUUACUUAUUCGUUAUGGUAUGAUAGCAUUAGAAGAUCUUAUAGAUUUAUUAAUUGUUAGUAAAUUAGCUAAACCUGAUGAAAUUAAAUCUUAUGCCAAAACAAUAUUCUGUCUUAAUGUAAAUAAAUUUAUGGAAAUUUCUAAAUCAGAAGAAAAUGCCUUAGUAAAAAAACAUCAUGUACAAAAUAAUUUAGAAAAAAAAUUAUGUAUAACAGCAACUGAUCUUUCUCAAUUACUUAAUCAUGUUCUUAAACUUGAUCGUCUCAAACGUAUCAUUGAUAUGAUGACAAUAAUUAAAAACUAUAUACAUUUACAUCCAAUAAAUACAUUCAAUGCACUCAAAGCAUUAAAAUUAGAAUUCGAUUUUAAUAAUUAUGAUAUGAAAUUUUUACGUGAUUUAAAACUUUUAAGUGAUAUAUGGUAUAAAAGAUAUUUAUUAUCACAAACAAAUGAAACAGAUCAAAGAGUUUCAGAAAUAAUUGAUGAAGAACCAGAACAAGAAGAUCAAAAUCAACAUAAAUUUCAUUCGGCAAUAGAUGAAGAUUUUGAUUUAGAUGCAUAUAAUGAAUUAUUCGAAACUAAAGAAUUACAAUCAGACAUCAGUGAACAGCAUAAACAAGAUUAUCUGUAA
Molecule: messenger RNA, 2788 nt
Organism: Rotaria sp. Silwood1
Lineage: Eukaryota; Metazoa; Rotifera; Eurotatoria; Philodinida; Philodinidae
Source: the annotation of a GenBank genome assembly